AUGGCGGAGGAUGGUGGGAUAAAUCUAGUAGAAGAGAAUCUUCAACUAAAGUCUGAACUGAAAGUGUCUAUACAGGAAAAACAUGCGGCAGCUGAAUAUGGUCUGAAGCUGUUGGAAACUAACCAACAGCUGCAAAAUCAACUUGAAGAGUUGAAUAACAAAUGUGAAGAAUUAGACCGAGAAUUAAAAAUCACUCGCAAGAAUUUAGAGGAGCAAAACCUCAUUCAACGGAGACUGAGUAUUGCUGGUUUUCAAGAGGAAGAUGACCUGGUAUCAGAAUCAGCUAACAGAGAGCGGGAUCUGCGAAACCAAGUGCAUGAUUUGGAAGUUGAGCUCAAAGAUGUAAAGCUGAAGUAUGAAAGACAAAUGAUGGAAAACGAUGCAUUGCACCGGAGAAUUUCUGAACAGCAGUCGUCACAGGAGGACUUGGAAAAGCAGUUCAGGAAUUUAAAGUCUGAAAUAAGAGAUGCGAAAUCAAAGGAGGUGCAAAUUCUAAAUGAGUACGACGAUCUAGAGGCGGAGAAUUUGGAGCUGCAAAAGACGAUACUUUCUCUUAAACUAGCCAAGUGGAAUUUGAAAGUGUGA
This is a messenger RNA of Heterobilharzia americana, 585 nucleotides long. NCBI's taxonomy places the organism in Eukaryota, Metazoa, Platyhelminthes, Trematoda, Strigeidida, Schistosomatidae. The record is from the annotation of a GenBank genome assembly.